Molecule: messenger RNA, 2519 nt
Organism: Grus americana (Whooping crane)
Lineage: Eukaryota; Metazoa; Chordata; Aves; Gruiformes; Gruidae
Gene: DNAJB2
Product: DnaJ heat shock protein family (Hsp40) member B2
Exons: 9
Coding region: 159-1178 (339 amino acids)
Biological process (GO): positive regulation of proteasomal ubiquitin-dependent protein catabolic process; protein refolding
Cellular component (GO): endoplasmic reticulum membrane; cytosol
Molecular function (GO): ATPase activator activity; Hsp70 protein binding
Source: RefSeq, a predicted model, not a curated record
UUGGCUGUCGCCGCCGCUCGUCAGCUAGCGGAGCCCGCCUCCAGGCCCCGCGGCGUCCCGGGCGGGGGGGGACGCGCGACGCCGGCCGCGGGCGGCCCGGGGCGGGCGGGGAGGGCUCGGCUGCGGCACUCAGUGACCCGUCGGGACAGCCCCACGUCAUGGUGGACUACUACGAAGCUCUGGGGGUGAGCCGCAAUGCCACCGCCGAGGACAUCAAGAAGGCGUACAGAAAGGCCGCGCUGAAAUGGCACCCGGAUAAAAACCCAGACAACAAGGAGUACGCUGAGCAGAGGUUCAAGGAGAUUGCCGAGGCAUACGAAGUGCUGUCAGACAAGCAGAAGCGUGAUGUCUAUGACCGUUAUGGCAAGGACGGACUCAUGGGGGCAGCAGGACCAGGGGGCUCCAGGGCCGAUGCCGGGGCCCCCGAAUUCACCUUCACCUUCCGCAGCGCUCACGAUGUCUUCCGGGAGUUCUUUGGCGGGCGAGACCCCUUUGCUGACUUCUUUGACGAGAUGCUGCCCUUCUCUGAGCUGCGAGGACCUGGUCCACGGCACCAUGGAGGGGGGCAUUUCUUUUCCCCCUUCCCAGGAUCCUCAGAUUUCUUCGCCUCAUCCUUCAGCUCUGGCGCCGACGCAGGGCUGGGCUUCCGCUCCGUCUCCACCUCCACCACCUUCGUUAACGGCAGGCGCAUCACCACCAAGCGGAUUAUUGAGAAUGGGCGGGAGCGGGUGGAAGUGGAGGAGGACGGGGAGCUGAAGUCAAUCCACAUCGAUGGUGUCCCUGAUGACAUGGCGCUGGGGCUGGAGCUGAGCCGGCGGGAGCAGCAAGCCUUCCCCAGCCCACGGCCCCCUUCGCCCCCACCGCCUGCCCCGCACCGGCCCCCGAGCUCCUCGCCCGUCUGCCUCUACACAGACAGCGAGGACGAGGAUGAGGACUUGCAGCUGGCCAUGGCCUACAGCCUCUCCGAGAUGGAGGCCACGGGGCACCACCGAGCAGGUGGGCAUGGCCCUGGCACCCCACCGGCACCGGGGGGCAGCCCCAGCACCCCAUCCUCUGUCCGCAGAGCCCGUGGUCCCCGGGGGGGGCCAGAGCGGGAGCCGCUGGGGGCUGGCAGCCCCGAUGCAGUGGGGCACGAGCCUGCCCCCAAAGCGAAGCAGUGGCACUGCCCCCUGCUCUGAGUGUGGGGUUGGGGUUGUGUGUCCCUGUGGGGCAUGGGGAGGAAAGAGGGGCUGGGGGCUCGCUGCCUGGGGCUUGGCUCCUGCGUCCCCCAGCAAGGGAGGGGGUCUCUCCUGCCCUGCCUUGCUGCUCCUCGUGUGGGUGAGUGGCUGGAGGGACCUCGGUGUUGGGGGGCUGCCUGGGUUGGGAGAUCUUGGCUGGAAGAGGGGCCCUUGGUGGGGUACCGGGAAGAGGGGCAGCUCCCUGCCCUGGCUCCUGGGGGCACGGGGUACCCGCAGGUUCUGCCUGCUCCUCUCUCCUUGCCUGAUCUGCAGACAGGCAGGGACUCCGACCGGUGUCUCCCCGAUUGCUGCCUGCCCCUGCCCAGGCUGGGGGUCCUGGGUCGGGCUCUCCCUCCUUGCAAAGAGGGGGUGGUGUGUGCCUGGGAUCUGCUUGGUGCCUUGUGUGUCUCUUCCCCUCUGGAUGCUGUCGCUCCUGCCUGUACCCCCUCCUCCUCCAUCCCGCCACCGCAGACCCUGCCUGCCCCCUUUCCCCCGCAGGGCACCGUCCCUCCCUGCUUCCUGCAGCAGCAGUGACCCUCAGUGAUGCUCACAGGCAUUCCCACCCUUGCCCGUGGUCCUGCCUUGGCUCUCCUUCUCCUGGGACCUUCCUCCCUGCCCCUGCCCAGCCCUGGGCCGAGGAGGGUUUCACGGGUGCUGUUGUGUCCCCCCCUCCGCUUGUCUCCCCAGGUGUGUUCUGAGGCUGCUGCGCCCAGGGACCGUGCACACCCGCUCGCCCACGGAGGCUCUCCCAGUCAGGACUCCGCUUUGUCCCUGCACGGCCACCCCCUGCCACCCCCUUCCCCAGCACCCUCUGGCUCCAUGGGAUGUGGUGGGGGGUGGGGGGGCACAACAGGGCUUAUGGCAAAGCAAUACCUGGUGGCUGAGGGGGUGCCCAGAGGGAGAUGCCCCGGGCAGCAUGAGGUGGUGGGGAGGGUGAUGAUGAUGGGGGGAGGGAGUGGGGAAGGGGCUGGAGGGGGGCUACCUUAGAUUAGGCUGCUGGGGGGGGGGUGCUGGCAGCAGGCAGCAAGGGGCAGCAGGGCCAAGCUCUGCCCCCUCCUUGCUGCAGCCCCCCCUCCUCCCUGACCCCCUUCUGCUAACAGCGUCAAUAAACCUGUUUGCAGUAGCUGCUGCCUGCAGGCUGUCUCUGGGCUAGGGGCUGCAGGGUCCCCCCCAAUCCUUGCCUGCAGGUGGUGGUGGAGGAGGGGUGUGUGCUCAGUUCCAGCUGCACUUUGGUGGUUGUGGGGUAGAGGCUGUGCUCCUGCAAGAAUGGGGAGGGUUGGGGGAGACCCUGUGCCACCCCCC